Molecule: messenger RNA, 2284 nt
Organism: Arachis duranensis
Lineage: Eukaryota; Viridiplantae; Streptophyta; Magnoliopsida; Fabales; Fabaceae
Exons: 2
Coding region: 642-2048 (468 amino acids)
Source: RefSeq, a predicted model, not a curated record
UUUAAUAUAUCAACUAAGGAAAGGAUAAGGAUUCUACAUGUUAGUUAGCUCAUACAUUUUAUCAUAAACUAAAUUAGGUUAAAUUUUUUAACUAAAUAAAACUAUUGGCAUCACCCUCAAAACACCAUUACUAUCAUUAUCAUCUUAAUAUAUAAUAAUCAUAAUUUAAAAUUAAAAUAAAUUUUUUACUUCAUAAACAUGAUUUUCAAUCAAAGAUAUCUUUAAUUCAUAUUUCAGUUAAGAUAUAAUAUUUUACAAUAUAUUUUUAAAUUGUAAUAUCACUUUUUUCAUGAAAUUUUGAACUUAAUUUAUUUUCUAGUUUUCUAUAUUAACUUUGAAAAAAUAAAUGUAAUCCGCAUCUACAAAAUUUUAGAGAAGAUCUAUUUUGUUCAAAAGUUGAUCCCAUAAAAGAUUACGUUACUAUCCUUAAAAGCAAUUCGAAACUUAAAAAAAAAAUGUAUCUUUUUGAAAUCAAACUUACAUAAUAAUAUGACCUCAAAAUCUUUUCAACUACAUAUAAACAUAUGAUUGAUCCUCCGAGGCUUUAAGUGGAAAUAAAACCAGUAAACCAGAGUCUUUUUCUCUUCUGUCUCUGUUGUGAUUCUCUUUUUCUCUUCUCUCCUUCCCUCUCUAUUGUGAUUAUGGCUUCAUCUCAAUGGACACUUCUUGGUGAUGACAUAUUGAAUAGGAUCACAGAUAGGCUUGAUGAUAUCUAUGACUAUGUCCGAUUCGGGGCAGUGUGCAAACCUUGGCUCUCUUUCUCCCAUAGAUUUUACAAGAACAAACACCAUCUUUUUCGCGCAAAUCAUCAACUUCCUCUGCUGGUGGUUCCUAUGGAAGGCCAUCAAGAAAUUCGUGGUUUGUACAACAUAGCCAAAGAUACUAUCUGCAAUCAAAUUCAACUCAACCUUCCUUCCAAAAGAUGCUGUGGAUCUUCUCAUGGAUGGUUGUUCUUCGUAGAUAACAAAUCGGCGCAAAUACAACUGGUUCUCAUAAACCCGUUUGCAAGCGAAUCGGAAAAAUCCAUGAUCAAACUGCCGCCAAUUCGGUGCGAUGAUCAUAACGGAGUGAUGCACAUGGACGAGUAUGGUGUCAACAAAGCCGUUCUUUCCAAAGACCCGAAUGAUUUCCCCAAUGAUUUUGAAGUGAUUGCAAUCUAUGGAGGCACUCAAACAUUGGCACAUUACAAAUCGGGUAACAAUUUCUGGAGCCAUCCAAAACCCACCAAAAAAAUACAAUCCUUUGCGGAUGUUAUCUUUUACAAGGGUAUGGCAUACGCCGUGGAUUUUCACAGCUGGAUCGUCAGAAUUUAUCGCAAAAGGUAUAAGCAAAGACUCGGUGGUAAUAAUUCCUCUCCUUGUUAUCUCCGGUUCAAGACCAUAAAUGAAAGACUUUCAGAAUUUUUGUGGUGCAACUAUUCUGGCAAUGCUUAUCUUGUGGAAACUUCCAUUGGAGAGUUGCUACAUGUUCGAAGAGACUACCUUACCAUGGAAGAGAGAAUUCGCAAGGAUGACGAGAUAGAAGAGGAGAUGAAAAGAGCUCGAGCAGAAUAUGAAGCUAGAACCCAAGAAGAACAUGACCAACUAAGGGAGGAGAUAAACAAGAUUAUGGAUGAACUUGAAAACCAAAAAGUAGAAGAGUAUGUUGAACCUGAUCUAAGCAAGUUUCUAGAGGAGGAGUUACCUAAAUAUGAUAACCCUCAGUUGAGUGUGAAUUUUACAGUGUUUAAACUAAAUUUUCCGUCAUCAAGGGGACAGAAGAGUAUGGAAACACUGAAUGGUGAAAUCUUGUUCCUAGGAGACAACAAUUCUGUUUCGGUGCCAAGUUCAAGGUGUCCUACUCUUAUUCCAAAUUCAAUAUAUUAUACGGAUGAUUAUGUAGGUGAUUACUUUCAUAAUCUUGCAUUUGGUUCGUGUGACACUGGAGUGUUCAAUCCAGAGAAUAAAGAUUUUGGUAAACACUUUGUUCCAAGCUUCUCGGCAAAAGGCAUGCCACCACCAAUUUUCGUUGUUCCACGCUAUAGAUGUAGUGCUAAAAAAAUUGUUUAGGUUAUAAAUUUUAUGAUGAAAUUUGUAUAAUUUACUUGCUAGUUAGAAACCAUGGUUUUUUAGUUGGUUAAUUUGUUUUAUCAUAUUUAAACUUCAUGAUGCAAUUUGUAAUAUAUAUAUUCACACACGCAACUUAAUUAGCAUGAAUGCAUAAUCUAUGAUGUUAUUUGUAUUGUUUUGACUUAAUAUAAUGGUACAUCCUGCUGGUGCUUAUUUUUAGCGCUAUGGGAAGAAAA